UCCUCGUUGGAAGACAUUUAUAUCAAAAUUAUCACUAUUGUAUCAUCACUAACUUCUUUAAUUGAUAACUACGAUCAUGAUCAUGAUCUAUAUGCAAAAGUAAAAAUUAUUAUGUAUAUCACUUUACUAAUAACUCCACAUUAAUCUUAAAAUAGUUUUAAAUUAUAGUAAUAUUGAAAUUUCCGUCGAUAACCUUUCACGGUACGUUGACUUCAUCAACUAAAUCAAAAUAAUCGUCUGAAAUUGAUUUCUUAGCUUCUAAUAAAUUCUAAUAUCUCUAUUCUUAAACUUGAAAGACUAGGACAAAAAUAUAUUAAAUGAAAUUUGUCAAAGUAAGCCCUUUCACGUAGCAUAAACUCUAUUCUCUAACGUAUAAUUAAUUAUUAACAAUGCAGGAAGUUUUAAUAGGCCGACGUUACUAUAAUACGUCUCUUUUAACGCUUAUAGCAACCCCUUAGUCACCCAAAAGAGAAUUACUUAUUAUCAUCUAAAGAAAAGAAAAGAUCAAAGAAAAGAUUUAAUAUUGUAAUACACGCGGUAGGAAGAACAUGAAGUCGUCGGAUUUCUAUAGUGAAGGCGAUUACAAAGAGUAUUACAAAAUUUUACAAUUCUUUAUGCGUAUAUGCGGUCUAUGGCCUUAUCAAUCGUUUUUCGCUAAAUAUUUCUUUAUAACGAUGACAAUAUUCUUAAGCGAAGGAAUUCUCGUUGGUCAGUUAUUAGGGGCAAUACAACUUCGAAAUGAUUUAAACGAAGUGAUCGAUUGUAUACCGAAUAUAUUGAUAUCAAUCAACGUUGGGAUAGAAUUCAUAGGACUGAUAUUUAAUUCGGGAAAGGUAUGUAAUUCAUAUUUUAAUAAUAAAUAUGUCGAUAAUAAUUUUCACAUGGAUUGUACACAGUUGAAGAGAUGUAUCGAUAGAAUGGCUGAGGAUUGGCAACAUUUAUCUUCGAAUGUGGAGAUUGAAUUGUUGAAGUCGUUUACCGUUCAAGGACGAAAGUUAGCUUUCGUUUACUUAUUUUACAUGUCGUUUACUGGCUUUAUGUUUUUGCUGCAACCAAUCCUGCUGAGUUUAAGCUCUGAUAAUUCAACGAAUAUACUAUCUACUCUUCCAUAUCGUGUGCAAUAUGGCAUCGAUAUAGAAAAAUAUUACUACGAGAUACUAUUUCAUUGUUACGUUUCCGUAUUUUCCCAUAUGCUCAUUUUAUCUUCCAUAAAUUUAAUAUACACCUCGUUUAUUCAACACGCCUGUGGAUUAUUUUCUGUGAUCGGAUACAAAUUGAAACAUCUUGGCGAAGAAGGACGUUUGGACGUCGAUCUGAACAUUAAAAAGGUCGAUGAUAACAAUUAUAGGAUCGCUUUAGAUUGUCUACGAAAACAUAUCAAAGUUAUAGAAUUCUCCGAGUUCAUAGAUGGAUCAUUCUCGGUUAGUUAUUUAUUCAGCUUAGGAUUGUUCGUAUUAGUUUUAGCCGUUUCUGGUACACAGGUAUUAAUGCAUACCGAUCAAUUAAAUGAAGCUGUGAGAUACGCCAGUCUCUUUAUGGCUAUACUCAUACAAUUAUUUUGGCAAUGCUGGCAAGGUCAGCGCUUAUUGAAUUGUAGUAAUAUACCUUACGAGAGCGCAAAUCAAGGACAAUGGUACUAUACUUCAACUCGUUGCAAGAAAACACUUGCAUUGAUCAUGAUUAGAUCUUCGAAACCAUGCGAGAUAACAGCAAUGAAUUUAAUGACAUUCUCCAUAGAGACGUUCAGUUCGGUAUUACGGACAUCGAUGUCUUACUUCACCGUAUUACAAUCAAUGAAUUGAAUUAUUACAUGCGAACAUAUUACAUCCACAAUAGUAAAUAGUAAGUAGAAUAAUCUUUUUCGAUUGUGAAAGAUAGCAAAUUAUAUAAUUAAUAAAUAAAUAA
Vespula vulgaris is the source of this 1905-nucleotide messenger RNA. Its product is annotated as odorant receptor 13a-like. The transcript is spliced from 8 exons. Gene Ontology annotation, cellular component: plasma membrane. Gene Ontology annotation, biological process: sensory perception of smell; detection of chemical stimulus involved in sensory perception of smell. The coding region runs from base 549 to 1802 and encodes 417 amino acids. The record is from RefSeq and is a predicted model, not a curated record. Lineage: Eukaryota; Metazoa; Arthropoda; Insecta; Hymenoptera; Vespidae. Gene Ontology annotation, molecular function: odorant binding; olfactory receptor activity.